AUGAAGGCCACGCAAAUCUCCAGUCUUGUUGCGCUCUGUAUCGUCUCGGUUACUCCUGCGCUCGGUUGGCAUCAUGACUCUGAUCCGCCUCCCACUCAGCCACCUGCGAAUGUGGACGCACAGCAGUGGUGUAAAGAUAAUAUCGACGUCCCUGGCCGAUGCGAAUCUGGGAGAACCAGCUCAUGCGAGGAUGUUUGCAAGGCUUGCUCUGACGGAAAGGAACCAAUUAAGCAAGGAAAGUGCGAUUGGCGAGGAUUGUUCGCAGAUUUUUUCCAGGGACAUAAGUGCGUCUGCCGCUCGGGACCGAACCCGAACCGGCUUGUGUGGCAUAAUUUGCACGGCGAACACGUAGCAGAUGAUCUUGAUGCUAUGAAUACCAACUAA
Messenger RNA from Drechmeria coniospora, 384 nucleotides. RefSeq lists its product as uncharacterized. Bases 1 to 384 code for a protein of 127 amino acids. The record is from RefSeq and is a predicted model, not a curated record. The transcript has 3 exons. NCBI's taxonomy places the organism in Eukaryota, Fungi, Ascomycota, Sordariomycetes, Hypocreales, Ophiocordycipitaceae.